GGCUCACGAAUUCUCGCACGCUGCAUCAGCUGAUGGAUCGCAAGCCUUGAAGUACAGAUGCGAGGUCGCUGCCUGUCCAAAGUUUACCUUUCCUGGAGGCUUUUGGAUGUUAGGUAUUACUGAACACCCAGUCUUUGCAAGUUAGUUAGCUAGCUGAAAAGUAUGGCUAGCCAAGGAGAUAGUAGGGCCUCCACUCCUGAUGCUGACCAGCCGGAGGCAGAUAAUGAGAUGGAAACUGAAGAAGCCCAGGAAAAAGGUGAGAGUGGUGGUAAGGACCUUCCUCCCAUGCCUAGUCCAGUUGAGAGAGGAGUUAUGAUACUCAGAAGAGCCAAGUCUGACACAGAAAAAUUUGCUGCUCUUUUGAUGGUAACAAAGCUGAUAAAAGCAGAGGAGUUGGAUGAAGCCGCAAAAGAUCAGUUAAUGGGUGCCAUUGGGUUACCAUUCCUUGCACGUUUGCUUAGAACAAAUGAGGUUCCUGAGGGAUGCCCUCCAUUUAUGUUUAAAUCUGUUGCAUUAACUGUGCUUACCUGCUUUAUUUCCUCAUGUUCCGGAAACCCUUCAUUGUAUGGGUUAAUACCAGUUUUGAGUGAGAUCAUAGCUAAACCAGAACUUUAUGAUGGAGAUCUCACAUUAGUGAAGGAUUCCUAUGAAUGUUUGAAGAGCAUUGCUCUUGAGAGGAGUGGAAGGAAAGCUAUAAUAGAUUUUGAAACUGUUGGAUGCCUUGUAGAUGCCUUUGUCCAGGAAGGAUAUAGUCAUGAAGAAGCCCUUCAUAUUCUCCUCCUUGUUGUUCAGGAAGAGGGUGCAAGAACUUGGGAGGAUGAACCUGAGGCAUUCACAAAAUUGAUGGACCACUUGACGAAGGACUUUGCUUUUGAACAAGAUGAAAGGAAAUUUAAGAUUUGUGAAUACAUGACAGAACUGUUACAAAGUCUACCUUUUAUGUCAAGUGAUGUUGAGCAACCACCUUGGAUGACUUAUUUGCAUAAAGGUCUUUCUGAUAUAAUACUGAGCAAGUUAGGGCGAGAGCAACGUGACAGAGGGUUAAGGCUAGCAGGGGCAGCCCUAGAGGGCUUAGGUGUUGUUUGGGUGCUUCACACUCAAAGUGAACCGGCAAAGGAAGGGAAAGGUCGACAGUUGUUGCUGAUGAUGGUUCAUUUAGCUUGCAUUGAAGUGCGCAUGAGUCUUGAAGAUAAAACUUUUCAAGAAGUUGUUGCCUUAGCCUCGCCUACAACAGCCUGUUACACUAUUUUAGAGUUGGCAAUUAAUUUUCUGGUCAGCGGAGCUGUUGACUUUGAGCAAAAGCAGAAACAGCAGUUGUAUGCUGCCUUGAAAGGGGCUUUCACAGCAGUUUUAACUUUUUUAAAAACUGCUUCAGCUGAUGAAGCAUUUUUUGAAAAUCAUAAAAAUCACUUAUUUGUUUGUGCAACUAUAAGGGUUUUGGGAGCAUGGUUGGCUGAAGAAACUGCUGCAAACAAAGAUGAAGUGUAUGAAACUAUUCCAUUUAUUAUCAAGACUUGCUGGUACAACUUUGACCAAAACAAUAAAAAAAUGCAGACAAAGGCUAAAAAGAAGAGUCAAUUGAAACGUCAGGCCAAGGAGGACACUAGAGAAAAGCUCCCUGAUAUAUUUAGGUUUUUGCUUCCUGGGCUGUGUCAUCUUACGGCAGAAGACACCCCUCGAUAUAUUUUAUUAGAGUUAGAGUUAGAAAAUCUUCUUUAUGAAUACUUAAAUUAUCAUUGGACAAGUGUGAAAUCUGUAUUUGGACCUCAGAGCAAAGGAGAAGAACCAGAAAUACCAGCAAAAAAAGUUUAUUCAGCUGCAGAGGCCAUGGAAACUCUGAGCAACAUAUUUAUGAACAUAGUAGUGCAAGAACCAGAAAGAGUAAAGACUGAUCCUUUCUAUUACUCAGUAUUGAAAUUCAUAUGUACAAAGGUGCCAGAUAUACCACAAGAAGAUCAGCACCUAAGGCUGAGUGGAAAUUUAUCUGUUCUGGGGUUGAUGAUUUUGCGUCACCAACAUCCAAAUGUAAAGAGUUCAGAUUUUACCAUAUACCGAUUUGUGCAAACCACUGUCCGUUUUCUGUGGGAUGCUCAUAAUAUUGAAGAAAGUCGGGAUUAUGCAUCUUUUGUUGUGUCAUCAAAAUAUGAAUUUCAUUGGGGAAGCCUAAUGGAUUUGUGGUUCUUAGGAAUGCAUACGUUAAGUCUUUUACUUCCAGAAAUUCCUUGGCUCUGUGAUUUCUUAAUAGAAAGUGAAUGGCCACAGACUAUCAUAGUAACAUUACUUUCAGUGCGUGAGGGUGGUAUGGACCCAGGUCUCAAAAGUGCAUUUGAAGAUUUUCUUUGCUUACUAGCUAAGUCAUCCAAGCGUGCAUAUGCUCGUUUACAAGAGAAAGGUGUGGAACAAGUCUGUCGGAACCAUAAAAUGGAAGAUUUAUCCAAGGUGUUUCACUUGAAAGUUACUAAACCAGGGCAGCUUGAAGUUGUAGACAACGUUCCUAAUAGUGGAAAGGCUGCUGCUUUUGGCAAAAGUGGUGAACAUAGUAUUGGUUCUUCCAUUCAUUUUGGGGAAAGACAUUGUUUUGGUGGAUCAACUGAUCUGAAAAGGAAAAGUUCUGUCUUUGGAGCUGUCAUUACAUUGGAAAGUAAUGUAGCUUCGUGGCUGGAAAACCAAGGCUUGUCAGGAGAAGACAGCAAGAAAAUUACCAGUGAAUUCCUCCAUAAAUUCCGGGAGGCUCCAGCUCCAGAUUAUGAAACGGAUCUCGAUGGCUUAGACAAAUGGAGGAUUAAUAUUUGGUUGCUUGUCCUACCAGAGGAAAACCAUGAUCUACUGGAUGACGUCUAUUCUUUGUGGAAAUCGGAGAGGUUUAGCCAGCUCUCUUUGAAUCCUGAUGUUACGAGUUUAUUAGACGAGUUAUCGACCGACUUCAACCUGGGGCUUAUAACCAAUGGACCUUCUGUGGCGCAGUGGGAGAAGAUAAAUGAACUGGGAUGCAAGAAAUACUUCGAUAGCAUCAUAGUCAGUGGAGAUCUAGAAAUUGAAAAGCCAGAUAGGGAGAUCUAUUACAUGGCCUGUGAAGAACUAGAGGUUAAGCCAUCUGAGUGCAUCAUGGUCGGGGAUAAAAUCAGUACGGACAUCCUGGGAGGCAUCAACGCCAAGGUUGGAGUGACGAUUUGGAUCAACCCCUCUGACGAAGGUCCUGGAGACUCUGUCAUGCCUGAUUUCAUCGUCAAAGAUGUGACCGAAAUCCUUAACAUUCUUCCGCAGCUUCCAACGGUCUUACAGACAGAGAGCUGAGAAAUACUUAGUUUGUUACCGAGGCUUGUAGGAUAUUCAGCUAGUGAAGGGGUUCACAACCUGGGAAUUCACUGGAGGGCUUCUAUGAAAUUUAUCUUAGUGACUUCAGUUUCUUGUGUGGUGUUAUAACUUUGGUGAUUGUUUUAGUAGCUUAUGUGAUAUUAGUCAUUUAGGGAAGGGGUGUUCAUCCUGGGGUUUCCCAAGUGACUUCAGUUUCGUUCCAUUGAAGUAUCUGGCAUACAUUGAUUUUGUUUGAGAUUAUGAUUAAAUGUGUUAAGUUAAUUAGUCCCUCAAAUAAUUGUUGAAUAUUGCUACUAAUUUGCUACCAAUUAUUGUAAAAUUAUGUUGGUCAAUGGUCUUAUAAUUUGUUUAACUUUGAGGUACUUGGUUAACUAGAAGUUACAUACUAAGUUUUACUUGGGGUACUCAACAGGCACUCAGUAGGAAAGUGAUUGAGAACUUCUGAAUUAGGUUUAUGAUGAGUGAACGAUAGACCAGGAUAGUUUGUGUGUUGCCACAAAUCUCUUAAAGAUAUAUAGAGAACUAUAUUAGGGUGCCAAAUGUAAUCUCCGAAAGGCAGGUGCCAGAGUGUCCAAGAGUUUGUAAUAUGCAAGCUAUAUUUUUAUUACUUUGGUGUGUUAAGACUUCCUGUAGUUACUAUAGCUUGACUGAAAGCUUUAGAAAUUUGAAACUGACGAGUAAUUUUUUAAAAUUUAGUAGUGCUGGGUAUUUCAUUAUUUAAACUCUGUGAUUUUGUCCAGAAAAGGAUUUUAUCGAUGUUAUGACUUUCCCCCCCGGUCAGAGGUCAAGCGGCGGAGGUUAGGGACUGGAUCUGAAAGGUAUUCCAGAAAGUAAUGUGCCCUCCAAACACGAUUGUCAAACCUCAUAGCUUUAAAACAAAAUGUAUUUGGAACUUGAAAAACUUCAACCUGCUGUCUACAGACAUCGGAGGUGACGGUGGGGUCAUCACAAUAGCUCUCCGGGCAUUCAUUCCGGUAAGCUGAAAAAGACUAUGAAACAUGGGAAGAAAGAUGAUGGUGCUUAACUCCGAAAAAAGUGAGUCGCAGUUUAGAAGAAAUGGUAAGUUACGAGUCAGCAACACGGCAGCAAGGGGGAUGUUCAAUGUUUGGCAGAAAAGAGAAAUAAAUUUUGUUCUUUCUGAUUACGUCUGUGAGUGAGUUGCUCAACAUGAGUCAGGUAACGUCACACUUAUUUUUAAUGGUGAUGGAGCAAAUAAAUACAGUUCCCUUUAUUAUUCUUUGAAAUGAGCAUUCGGUGAUUAUUUGAUUGGAGGCUACAAAAUAAGUUACGUUGUUUCCUUACACUUUUGUUGUUAUUGUUCUCUUCUUAUUCCCGCCUUUAGCACCUUUACAAGAAUUGCCCAUUCUCCAUUUAGCGGUUGUGGUAUGCGCUCUAUUUUGCGAAAUGAAACUGCUGUAUUCAUUAAUCAUUUUAAAAACUUUUUAUGCCAGGAUUCAAGGGAAAACGGAUGACAAAAUGUUCUAAAAUACUUUGGAUCAAUUGCGAGUGAUGCGUUUGUCAAAUGCGGGCAACAUUUCAGUUAUUGAAAAAGGGGAGAUCUAUUAUUACUCAGUGAAUGAUGUGUUAGUUACAUGCAGCAAGUUUUUAAUACUUUGAGGUGUAUUGUGAAACUAGCUUUUUUUUCCUUUUUAUAAGGCGGAGCUUGUUAUGGUCAGCCACACCACCAACGUGUCUCUGUAAUUGAAGAGAAAUCUUUGCCUUUCAUUACUGAAAGGUAAUGCCAGUCAGUUUUUUUAGUAUUUAAAUCAUAGUGAAAUGUUACAGACUUUUCUUUAUGCAUCAGCCAUUGCUUAAACGGUGUAGAAUAUUUUGAAGAUCUUUCUUUUCAUUACUAACCACUUCCGAAAAUGUCCAUGACACAUCACAGUACAAUCCACUUUUAAAAAUGUUCUUAUUGUUCUAAUGCGAUGUUGUAGUAUCAUUUCAAGUGGCUUUAGGUCUGCAUAGCAUGUGGAAAAAGCCAAUCUAAGAUGGUAGUACCUAGCUACUCAAGUAAGAACACCAAGCUUCGGAUACUUGAACAUAUGGUACAAAUUUUGAAGGGCAUUUGUAUAAACCUCUUUCAUGUGAAAACGUUGAUUCUGAAACACUCCUUGUACAUAAUUGCAACUUCAUUUUUCACAUGAUAUUAGCUGUCAAAUCUUAGGAAAUUGUUUAUACUCAGAAUGUGUUAGGGUUGCUCAGGCCUAUAUUAUAAUGGAUUAAGCUGUGAUCUGGGUAAGUUUUAGACUAGGCUUCUCAAUUUGGGAUUUCGGGACCCCCAAGUGUGUGAAGUUUCAUGCUAUAAAUAGAAUAAAAUGUUUAUGGUCAGUUGCGAGAUUAAUUCACUGCUAUUUCAACUCAUUCUUGAAAUCUUAAUUCAGUAUACAUUGGACCCGCUAUAUUACGGUUCAGCUUUUGCGGCUUCAUUUAGUCAUGGAUUUUUCUGUGGGAUGUAUCUCCAAAUAUUUAUUGCGGAAGAUUCACUAAUAUGCGGAUUUUUUUUUUUCGUAGAGCGGUAUUCACUAGUUACGGUAUAUUCAUGUUAUUUUCUUGACUAAAUACAUUUUUUAUGAUAAGAAAAUGAUUGACUAAUUUUCAAAUACGAAUAUUAACGUGAACACAACAAAAUAUCAAUGUGUUUUUAAUCAUGUCUAAAUAUUUCGGUACAGUCCUUAACACUGCUUUUGAAUUCCCAAUGUUUCCCCUAUUACUGUAAAACAAAACAGAAUGCCUUGACUUUCUCUCUCUCUCUCUCUCUCUCUCUCUCUCUCUCUCUCUCUCUCUCUCUCUCUCACAUGAGCACUGUGCACAUCCUUUAAUGAAAAAUGAAUUAUAACACGAAAACUCCAAGAAUUUUACAACGCAUGCGAAUAAGUGUGUGCAUGUUAAAAUGAUUUACUAAAUUUCAAAUAUUAGUAUUGAUGUAAAAGCAAAGUAUCAAUAAAUUGUUAUUUCAUUUACAGAAUACAUUUAUACUUCAUUAUUAUAUUGAUCUAUUAUCCUCGUAAUAGUAUGUAUAAAAAAAAAACCUGAUCGUCCAGCUAUUUGUAAUGUUUAUGUUCUCAGAAUCAGCUGGUGAAAUAAUUAGGAAAAUAAUUUUUCAGUUGCUAAAAGAAACAAAUGUAUUAAUGGAAUUAUUAUUUUUAAUUUUGUACAUAAAAGUAAAACGGGUAUACAAAGGUAAACUGACAUACUUUUUGUUAAAAGAGUGACAUUACAGUACUUGGAUGCUAGCCACUAAUAAUGAGUGUCAGAUGAUGUUGGUACGAAAACUGCAGUACCCAUUAGUGGGGAAAGGACAUGGGGCUUGCAGGCAUAGUGACAACCUUCUUUGUGAGCGGAAGUCAAAGUACGGUGGUAUCCAUUUCAUUGCAGAAAUGAAUGCUUGGAAUUAUAAAACAUUCUGAAACUUGAUCCAGCCCCAUAUCAGCCCCCAACAUCGGGUAAGAGAGGAGGAGUUUGGAGUUUCUUGUAAAGAGCAGUGGUUCACAAUAAGGCCUAUAGUCUGGCAGUAAUUGUUCACUUCACCAAUGGAUUAUUGGAUAUGAUCAGUGUUGGAUUUGGUUAUUCAUGGAUGAGUGACUACAAGUGAAUGCCAGGCAUCGUAAGCUUCUGUAUCCAUGACUGAAUUGCAACAUAUCUGAGGAGCUUGGUUUAAGCAAUAACGAGUCACAAGAACGCCUACAAAGUUAUCAGAUUAAGUUAUUAUUGUAAUGAAAGUGUAAUUUCAGCUACUACUUAGAGACACUUUGAAGAGUUACUGUACAGAAUCAUUAUAAUCUGUAUUUUUGGUACUUAGUAUUUUUGUAUUAUAUGUGAUAUACUAUUUACACAGCUAGGAAUUAUCUUAAAUGUGAUACAUGUCGAUCAUGUAUAGAGGGAGAUAUUAAAGGAAUGAAAAUGAUAA
Messenger RNA from Macrobrachium nipponense, 7225 nucleotides. RefSeq names its product neurochondrin homolog (gene Neurochondrin). The record is from RefSeq and is a predicted model, not a curated record. Gene Ontology annotation, biological process: regulation of neuronal synaptic plasticity; neuron projection development. NCBI's taxonomy places the organism in Eukaryota, Metazoa, Arthropoda, Malacostraca, Decapoda, Palaemonidae. Gene Ontology annotation, cellular component: dendrite. The coding region runs from base 163 to 3294 and encodes 1043 amino acids. The transcript is spliced from 7 exons.